GAAUCGCGGAAGAGGAGAAAGGUUUCCUGACGGAUCAGGCUAAAGAGCUAACAGAUAACUAUCAGUCAUAUCAACAGUUUAAACGGGUUUACAGGUUAGAUAGACACCCGGACCGAAGUAUCAAGAUGACAGCCGCACCUUACAACUACUCCUACAUCUUCAAGUAUAUCAUCAUCGGUGAUAUGGGAGUAGGGAAGUCUUGUCUGCUGCAUCAGUUCACAGAGAAAAAAUUCAUGGCGGACUGUCCUCACACCAUCGGGGUGGAGUUUGGGACGAGGAUCAUGGAGGUCCACGGUCAGAAGGUGAAGCUGCAGAUCUGGGACACAGCCGGUCAAGAGCGCUUCAGGGCCGUCACCAGGUCCUAUUACAGAGGGGCCGCCGGGGCCCUCAUGGUGUAUGACAUCACCAGGAGAAGUACUUAUAAUCACUUGAGCAGCUGGUUGACAGAUGCCAGGAACCUGACCAACCCAAACACAGUGAUCAUUCUGAUUGGUAACAAGGCCGACCUGGAGGCUCAGAGAGAUGUGACGUAUGAGGAAGCCAAACAGUUUGCUGAAGAGAAUGGUUUGCUGUUUCUAGAGGCCAGCGCUAAGACGGGUGAGAAUGUGGAAGAGGCCUUCCUGGAAGCAGCAAAGAGGAUUUACCAAAACAUUCAAGAUGGAAGUCUGGACCUGAACGCUGCUGAGUCAGGAGUCCAGCACAAACCGUCUGCGCCGCAGGGAGGCCGCCUCAACGCCGACAGCCAGCCGGCCAAAGAAGGCUGCAGCUGCUAACCCCAGACAGAACCUACAGACCCAUCAAAUGGACGGAUGGACGGACAGAGACAGACAGAUACAUACACGGAGAUCUCCUCUUCACCAGGCACCGACAUGCGUCUUCUAUCCAGAGUACGUCAGACAGGAUUGAGCUGGAUUAUAUUUAACAUUUAACAGCAGUUGCCCAACAACCUACUGUCGAACCCAGACCCCAAUUCAGUCUCCAAAACAAGAUUCAACCUUCCUCCACCCAAACAAACAUUUAGCAGCUUUGGUUAAAUCAGGACCGCUGUGUGCCACUUCUGGAUCCGUCUCAAAUUUGGAUCAGUAUUGGACAACUUCCAAAUCAGGACCAUCCUAGACCUAAACUGGAUCACUGUCUGGACAAAAGGAAUCCCACAGCAUGAAUCCCCAACAGACUGCCUUCAGCCCUCAUUCAGGCAUGCUUGGGCCAAACUGAGGCCAUUCUGGACUAUUUUAUGAGUGUUCCUGACAGGACCAGAAACCCCUUUUCCAAGAUUGGAGUACUGUCCCAACCCCAUCUCUUCCAAGUCUGGAACCCUGUUGGUCCAACUCGAGCAGGGGUAUCUAAAUAUAGGAGUACCCUCAUCCAGAGCGCAAAACAUCAAGAGACAAAUAAAGAUACAAGGCUGAAAUUUAGACUAAAUUAGAGCCCAAAAUUGAGUUGCACCACAAUGGUUUGCCUUUGUUCCAAACGUUGCCAUGGCCAUCCACAGCAUAGGCCGAAGAUGGACUGGUCCAAACCCAUAUCCAGACUUGUUUGGCCCAAACCUUGGACAGUCUGGACUUUUCUAACCCCAGAACAGGAUAACCCUAAACCCAUAACCCACCCAACCCUUUUUCCCCAACACUAAGCCCCGGACCUUCUUUCUUCCAAGCCUGGAGUGAUUUUGGCCUGAUUCAAGUGAGAGCAGUUCAGAUUUGGGACUACCCUGGUCUAAAAUGUGAAAUACUGAUAACCCAAAAAAACAAAUGAAGAUACAAGGCUCAAAUCUGAACCACCCCUGAGCCCAAAAUUGGACAGCACCUAAUUUAAAUGGGGUCACCUUACUUCUAAAUCUGGACAUUGUAAUGGUCAGAUCCAGAGCCUGGCCUUAAGAUGAACCACUGGUCCAAGUUACCACUGGCCUUCAGCAUCCAGACAUGCUUGACCCAAAGGUAGACCAAGGAGGACUCAUCUAAACACAGAAAAGGGGCAGCUCCAAGCUCAUCACCAGACAACCCUUUUUUUGGACUUACCCUCAGGACCUUGUCUCUUCUAAGUCUUGAGCCCCGUUGGCCAGAGGCAGUCAUGUUGGUCCAGACUUGGCCGUCCCUCAAAUUUGGACUACCCUUGUCCAAAGAGAAAAAUAUAGAAACACAGCUCACAUUUGGAAAUUCCUGCCCUUGGCUGAAGCUGGACUGCUCUCUGUCCAAAUCAAGACCCACCUCCAGUCCAAAUCUUCAAAACUAGGCCUUAGGGUCACAUUUAGUUAUAAUCUGAUCUGCUAUAAAUCCAGAUCAUCACCCAGUUCUGACAUUCACUCUUUGAUAUGAACUUUUGGAUUUAAAGUUGUGCUUAUGUCUUAUACGUGUGUUAUCUCCAUCAUUUGUAGUUCAGUUAGUAAAGUCUUUAAAAUUCAUGCGUCAAAAUCAUAAAAUCUAACUGUGACCUGGACGUCUGACCUCAUCUCUGGGAUUCCGGCUUCACAGAAAAUGAUUCUUCCUCUGAUAAAAAUGUGCCAGGAAGCUCCUCAUCUCGCUUGUUCCUCAUCCAUGAAUUCACAAACAGCGCUCUGAUUAAACCACAGACUGUGAAUAAAGAUGGCUGACACGCCUCCGCUUCCUCCCGCUGUACAAAAAUGAAGCCAAAAAAAAAAAAUCUGCAAACGGGCGCCACCAUCUU
This is a messenger RNA of Chelmon rostratus (copperband butterflyfish), 2661 nucleotides long. RefSeq names its product ras-related protein Rab-14-like. Gene Ontology annotation, molecular function: GTP binding; GTPase activity. The record is from RefSeq and is a predicted model, not a curated record. Lineage: Eukaryota; Metazoa; Chordata; Actinopteri; Chaetodontiformes; Chaetodontidae. Gene Ontology annotation, biological process: defense response to bacterium; endocytic recycling; Golgi to endosome transport. The transcript has 8 exons. Gene Ontology annotation, cellular component: recycling endosome; trans-Golgi network; phagocytic vesicle. The coding region runs from base 126 to 773 and encodes 215 amino acids.